AUGAGUAAGGAUUUUGGGAUCAAACCAUUGAUACAACAUUAUGGGUGCAUGGUGGACCUUUAUGCAAGAGCUGAGUUCAUAGGAAAUGCUACGGAUCUUAUAAAAUCAAUGCCAAUAGCCCCUGGUGGCCGAAUCUUGUAUGCUAAAAGAGGUAGAUGGGAUGAUGCUAAGAAUGUGAGGGAAGUUAUGAAAUCAAAGGGGAUAAAAAAGACUCCGGGUUGUAGUUUGAUGGAAGUGGAUGGCAUAGUACAUGAGUUUUUCAUGGGAGAUAAAUCACAUCCAAAGACUAAUGAGAUUCAUUCAAAACUAGAAGAGAUUAUGAAUGAAAUUAAGUGGGUGGGAUAUGUAGGGAGCACUAGGGAAGUUGCCCUGGACUUAGAUGAAGAAGGAAAGGAGCAUGCCCUCUAUGUUCAUAGUGAAAGGUUGGCCAUUGCCUUUUGUUUGCUAAGCACAAGCCAUGGAUUGCCGAUUCGAGUCGUUAAGAACCUUCGGAUUUGCGCAGAUUGUCAUGUUGCAGUAAAGCUCAUGUCUCAAGUGUAUAAUAGAGAGAUCAUUGUUCGAGAUAGGAGCCGAUUUCACCAUUUAAACAUGGUGUUUGCUCUUGUAAUGAUUAUCGGUGAUUUAUAA
Molecule: messenger RNA, 627 nt
Organism: Amborella trichopoda
Lineage: Eukaryota; Viridiplantae; Streptophyta; Magnoliopsida; Amborellales; Amborellaceae
Source: RefSeq, a predicted model, not a curated record